CUUAUUAUGAGGGCACUGAGACUCCUUUAGGGUUUUUACAAACCUAGCAGCCACUGUCGCGUUUUAUCGUUUGUUCCGAUUUGCAGACAAGGAUGAAGGUUACCGCUGCUUUUCUCCUCGCGAAACUCGGUGGAAACGAGAGCCCAACCAAAGAUGAUUUGAAGAGCAUCUUCGAGUCCGUUGGUGCUGAGUUCGACGAGGUGAAGACAGAUCUCUUCUUUUCUCUGGUGAAGGAUCACGACUUGACGGAGCUGAUCGCGGCUGGGAGGGAGAAGAUGGCGGCACUCUCAUCCGGUGGGCCAGCUGUUGCUAUGGUGGCUGGAGCUGGAGGAAACGCUCCUUCCGCGGCUGAGCCGGUGGCUGAAUCCAAGAAGGUUGAGGAAGAGAAAGAGGAAUCUGACGAUGGUGAAGGCAUGAUGAGUCUCUUUGAUUGAUUCAGUUUAUCUUAUCUGAUUAAGUACUAUGGUCUCGUAUGGUUUAAUAGUUUUAAUUUCUUUUAAGACCUUUAAAUAUACUGUGCAUGGAUCUUUCUUAUGCUCCUUAGUCAUGCUUAUGCUUUGAGUAUGAAAUUAGUUCUGAAUGCUAUUAAUUGUGACUUUGAUAAAUCAUGUAAAAGUUGUUUAUGGUCGCAAAUCAUACAUUUGAGUA
Molecule: messenger RNA, 648 nt
Organism: Brassica napus (rape)
Lineage: Eukaryota; Viridiplantae; Streptophyta; Magnoliopsida; Brassicales; Brassicaceae
Product: 60S acidic ribosomal protein P2-3
Exons: 1
Coding region: 93-434 (113 amino acids)
Biological process (GO): cytoplasmic translational elongation
Cellular component (GO): cytosolic large ribosomal subunit; ribosome
Molecular function (GO): structural constituent of ribosome
Source: RefSeq, a predicted model, not a curated record